Pseudoliparis swirei is the source of this 2232-nucleotide messenger RNA. RefSeq lists its product as uncharacterized. The transcript has 2 exons. The record is from RefSeq and is a predicted model, not a curated record. NCBI's taxonomy places the organism in Eukaryota, Metazoa, Chordata, Actinopteri, Perciformes, Liparidae. Gene Ontology annotation, molecular function: nucleic acid binding; zinc ion binding. Bases 879 to 1934 code for a protein of 351 amino acids.
UCACACGAUGCGGGUCACAUGACGUGGGUCACAUGAUGCGGGUCACACGAUGCGGGUCACAUGACGUGGGUCACACGACGUGGGUCAUGUUGGAGUAGAAAAUGUAUCAACAGCUGUCUCUCCCAUCUGUCUAUGGGGGAUAAUCUAAUCCUGUGUGGGGUCAUGUGGAAAGGUCACAAACCGAUGACUUGAGGUGAUGGACCAACUGGAAAGGUCACUAUGAUGUUGGGGGGUUGCAGAAUAAACAAAGCCUUCAAGGGUCUCCUAUUACUUAUCGAGGGGGAACAGAUUCCUCUGGAAUGUGCACGUCUCGGCGAUGUGUAUAAGAAGAGACGAGUCGACGAAGAAGGCAGCAUUAAGUCGGAGACUUCUCAUAAGGAGGGUUCAGACUUUGCUCCACUCAGCUGGGUGUUUCCAUGACUUGUUUGAUGUGAUUACUUAUGUGUUCCAUGACUUAUUUGUCUAGUUGAAUCACUUGUCCACUUGUUUGUACCUGGCUCACAUUCUGAUCAUUUGUGAACUUGUUACUAUAUAAUAAAGUGUGAUAAGACCACCGUGCUUAGAAUACUUUUGAUUUCUCACAAGGCAUCGGAACAUUUAUUCCACCACAAAUUGGCGACGAGGAUGGGAUGGACGCGCAGCGCUGGACUCCGACGGACGGUCAGAAGGCCAUAAGAUAGAUGAUUCCUCCCCGAGGGUGAGAAGCUGCCGUUCUGCGGAGACCAGGACUGCCGAUCCAACCCAGUUGAAGUAACAACGAAAAACACGCGGUACUGAGGAAAUCAUUGGAUCCAGAACUGGACUCCGCCCCCCCCCCUGCUCCUCCAGCCUACGUGCAGCAGCCCUCCCAGUCAAAUGCAGCACACGUUUCAGCAGACAUGGGAAGAGGACAGCAGCCGGACUCAAGCACCGAGACGACCUCCUCACCGGCCGUGACCCGCCUACAGUCUCAACAAAGGGGGGCCAUGUUGCAGGAAGAGAGGGAGGCUACAGCUCUCAGGCCAAUGAUAGAAGUGGCGGGAGCAGAAGGCCCGAUGCUGGUUUUCAGACCCUGGUCAGAUGCAGAUAGAAGUGAAGCAAUGAUUCAUGUCUGCAAUCCUAAAAGCAAUCUCACGAGAUGGGAGACUGAUCUUAGGCAAUUUGUCAGAGAAUAUCGUCCCACUAUGUCAGAGUUACGGCGUUUGAUGGCCAAGGUGCUGACAAAUGAUUAUCACAAAAUUCAGCAUGUUUUCAACAAUGCAAGAAUGACUUUCCGCCUGAGUGAGCCACUCUACGAGGAUGCCAAAAAUGUGAACUUUCGAGAUGCGGUUGAUGUCCUCAUUAACACCGUAAAAGAACAGUUCCCUUUGAGACUAAACUUGUCCUAUAUUACCUCUUUGUCACAAGGGCCACAAGAGACUUGCAGUUCCUUCCUGGCACGUCUGACAGGAGCCUUUGACACUCAUAGUGGCCUCAACCGACCCAAUCCAAUGGGAGCACAGCCCCUGACACCAUAUGAGGUCCAUCUGAAAGAACAUUUUCUGAGCAGAAGGAGACCAGAACUCGUACACAUGGUAAGAAAUGCAUGUGUAACUUGGAAAACAUGCCCACUUGCCGACAUCCUUCAGCACGCAGAACAUGCAGAAGACGGGGCACAAAGAAGAGAUGAUCAGAAGAAAGAGGGCAGACAAAGGAAACUGGAAGAAGCACAGCUGGCAAUGUUUAACACCCGAGCAGAGCCAGCCCAGGAAACCGCCCGUGGCAGAUUUGGGGGAGGAAGGGGCCAGACAAGAGGUCAUACCAGAGGUCAGGGAAGACAAAGAGGUGGGGGCAAGCGCAGAACAAGUAGAGAUUACAACCCAGACGUCUGCCAUUGCUGCGGGAAGCGUGGACACUGGCAAGCUGAUUGUCCAGAGAACACAAGGACAGGGCCUGCAUUCCGCACGUCUGACUGAAAGGAGGGGAGGGAGGGGCGGACCCCAGAGAUGGACAGCCUCUCCACAGGAAAGCAGGUAGCACACAACACUUCACAUGCACAAAAUUUCACAAUGUAUGCCAACAACCCAGGCUUUAAGAAAUUCCCACAAUUAACAUUGAUGAUUUCUAACCACCCUGUAACAUUCUUAGUUGAUUCAGGAGCUACAAACUCCGUGUUAAGAACAGAUUCCUUGCCAAGUGCCCCCAAAAAGAGUGGCAGGAAGAGUUACAGUGGGAGCGAGGGCGUACCAGUCUUGGAAAGUUGCUCAGUUCCAU